UACGUCAAACGCCGACCAUUCACCGUCUCUCGCACGACGUUUGGGUACGUGUACGGGCUCUGGACGUGGUUUGCAGACGUUAGUUAUCAAAAUAGAAACUGUCAUUUAAUUUAUUUAUUAUUUAUAACUUCGCUGUGAUCUGAUAAGUAAUAACCGCGACGAUGACGGUGCCGGAGGAUCUUCUCUCGAAAUUCAUAUCGCUUGGGAUGAGCGAACAGAAAGCCAAAGAAACGCUGAAAAAUGUGAAUGUUACCAAGAACCUGCAGGCGGCAUUGCAUGAAGCCCGCGGUCUGGAACUGGGCGAAGGAGUUGGAAUGCUCCUCUAUCAUAUGGCGUCCAAGAUUAAGCCGCAAAUCGCGGAUGACCUCCCGCUGCUCGUCAAGUACAUCGUCUCUAGAAAGUUGGACUCGACGAUGCGCAUUGAUGUGGCCCUUGACUACUUGCUUUCUCACGGUCACAAGAAAGAUGCCAUCAACACAGAUGAGUUCGAGAAAGAAUGCGGAGUCGGAAUCAUUGUUACGCCAGAGGAGAUCGACCGAGCGGUCGAGGCUCAAAUCAAGAAGAAUCGCGAUGCGAUCUUGGAGCAAAGAUAUCGUUUCAAUGUCGGCAAAAUAAUGCAAGAAGUGCGCGCUGAGCUAAAAUGGGCUGACGGUAAAGCUGUUAAAAAUGAAAUUGAAGUUCAAAUCUUUGAUUUGUUGGGCCCGAAAACCGAAGAGGACUUAAAACCACUUUCGAAAGCAGAUAAGAAAAAAGAGAAGCCUGCUAAACCUGCAGUAGAAAAAGUUACCGCGGAUACAACGAAAUCCAGUGAAGACAAGGAAAAGGAUGGUGCAAAUACAAUCGCUGAGCUCAUGAAAACGAAAGUUCAUUUUCACGCUCCCGGAGAAAAUCACAAAACAGAUGGUUAUGUUGUCACCGAAGAGACCGAACGACUGCUCAAAGAACAUUUGAAAAGAACGGGAGGUAAGGUUCGAACACGUUUCCCGCCAGAACCGAAUGGAAUUUUGCAUAUUGGCCACGCUAAAGCCAUCAAUAUUAAUUUUGGUUACGCCGCUGCUCAGAAUGGUGUCUGUUUUCUGCGAUAUGAUGAUACCAACCCAGAGAAGGAAGAAGAGAAAUUUUUCGUUGCAAUCAAGGAUAUGGUUGAAUGGCUGGGCUAUAAACCAUACAAAAUCACUCAUUCUUCUGAUAACUUCCAACAAUUGUACGAUUGGGCCGUGCUUCUAAUCAAAAAAGGAUUAGCAUACGUUUGCCAUCAGAAAGCGGAUGAAAUUAAAGGAUUCAAUCCACCACCAAGUCCAUGGCGUGAUCGUCCCAUCGCUGAAAGUUUACAACUCUUUGAAGACAUGAAAAAUGGAAAAAUAGAUGAAGGCAAAGCAACACUUCGAAUGAAGAUCACUUUGGAGGAAGGUAAAGCCGACCCCGUUGCGUAUCGAAUUAAAUUCAUCCCGCAUCAUCGAACAAAAAGCGAUUGGUGUAUUUAUCCCACCUAUGACUAUACUCAUUGCCUUUGCGACAGCAUUGAAGAUAUCACGCAUUCAUUGUGCACGAAGGAGUUCCAAUCGCGACGCUCAUCAUAUUAUUGGCUGUGCAAUGCUCUCGGAAUUUAUUGCCCCGUACAGUGGGAGUAUGGCCGAUUGAAUAUGAAUUUUACGGUUGUGUCGAAACGCAAGAUAGGCAAACUCAUUUCAGAAGGAGUAGUCAAUGAUUGGGAUGAUCCACGAUUGUUCACUUUGACGGCAUUGAGACGAAGAGGAUUCCCGGCAGAGGCGAUUAACAACUUUUGUGCUCAAAUGGGCGUGACUGGAGCUCAGGUGUCCGUCGACCCUGCCAUGUUGGAAGCAUCCGUCCGAGACGUUUUAAACGUUAGUGCACCACGAGUUCUAGCAGUCCUAGAACCCCUCAAAGUUACCAUCAUCAAUUUUCCGUAUGAAAACCCAAUUGAACUCGACGUUCCUGACUUCCCUCAAAAUCCCGAAAAAGGAACUCACAAAAUCACCUUCGACCGUGUGAUCUACAUCGAACGCAGCGACUUCAAAUUAGAACCAGAGAAAGGCUACCGGAGAUUAUCGCCAAACCAAACAGUUGGACUUCGUCACGCCGGUCAAGUUAUCAAAGUCACAGAAAUUAAGAGGAACUCUGCGGGAGAUGUCACAGAACUCCUCUGUACAUGCGAAGCUGCCGAAAAAGCAGAGAAACCAAAAGCUUUCGUCCAAUGGGUGUCAAAGCCUGUCGAAAUCGAAGUUCGACUGUACGAUUUACUGUUCCGACAUAAAAAUCCGGAAGAUGCAAACGAGGUGCCUGGCGGAUUCUUGAGUGACUGUAACCAGAAUUCUUUGACGAUACUAACAUCAUACGCAGAUGCUUCGGUAUCGACGGCGAAAGUUUAUGAUAAAUUUCAAUUUGAACGCAUUGGAUUUUUCUCAGUUGAUCCGGACAGCACUAAAACGCAUCUGGUUUUCAAUAGGACUGUGACGUUGAAAGAAGAUGUUGGUAAAAAUUGAUAAAAAAUGUCAUGUCUUUAUAGUGAAUGGAGAAUAAACGAUACGUAAAGCUUUUCUUAUA
Molecule: messenger RNA, 2565 nt
Organism: Hermetia illucens (black soldier fly)
Lineage: Eukaryota; Metazoa; Arthropoda; Insecta; Diptera; Stratiomyidae
Gene: GlnRS
Product: probable glutamine--tRNA ligase
Exons: 4
Coding region: 162-2504 (780 amino acids)
Biological process (GO): translation; glutaminyl-tRNA aminoacylation
Cellular component (GO): aminoacyl-tRNA synthetase multienzyme complex; cytosol; cytoplasm
Molecular function (GO): ATP binding; glutamine-tRNA ligase activity
Source: RefSeq, a predicted model, not a curated record